This is a messenger RNA of Crotalus tigris (Tiger rattlesnake), 3843 nucleotides long. It is a transcript of the gene INPP5A, whose product is annotated as inositol polyphosphate-5-phosphatase A. The record is from RefSeq and is a predicted model, not a curated record. Gene Ontology annotation, molecular function: inositol-polyphosphate 5-phosphatase activity. The transcript has 17 exons. Gene Ontology annotation, biological process: phosphatidylinositol dephosphorylation. NCBI's taxonomy places the organism in Eukaryota, Metazoa, Chordata, Lepidosauria, Squamata, Viperidae. Bases 993 to 2093 code for a protein of 366 amino acids.
ACGAACCGUGUCAAGCUCGUGACGUCAGGGGAGUGCAGAGAUCUAGUCGCCGUGCCGCUCGCCCCUCUUUCUGUUAUUUCAGGCAGAUGCGGGGAAGUCGGGGAGGAGGCGGGUGGCCCUCCUGCCGAACGGAUUGGCUUGGGGUUGUUUUGCCCGCUCCGCUCUGCAACCAAGGGCGCUGGAAGCCACCUCUGGAGCGCCCCCCCUUUCCCGCGGCCGAGAGUUUUCGUUGAAUUUGUUCACCCCCCCCCCUCCCUCGCUUUCCCUCCUUGCCAUGCACCAGGAUCUAACCACCGCUAGCGGCGGCGGCGGCGGCGGCAGCAGGAGGAACUUCCCAAACAGGAACCUAAUGGCUGCGAAGGUGAAAAUCUAAGCGCGAAGUCUUUCCCCCAUCCUGCCCCGGGAAGAAGGGCUGUGUAGAGGAGAGCCGGCAACCAUGAGCCCGGGGGCUCAGCACUGAUGCCUGCAUCGCUGCCCCCGGUGGGAGACUUCGGAGGAUCUCCCUCCUUUGGGGCACCGCAGAGCGCGGACCUGUGACCGGGAGGCGCGCGGAGAAGACGAGAAAAGAGGGAAGAAAAGUCGAUCUGGCCGCCCGAGACUCCCGAGCCCGCCGCUGAACUUCCCUUGAACUCCCGAUUGCGCUCCUCCUUGCCCGGGUCCCCCUCUCCGCCGAGAGAUUUAUUGUUCUUAUUGCAGUUUUUCGAGACGUCGCAAAUGUCUCUUUAGAAUAUAUACACAACACACAUACCCCCAGAACUAUUUUUGGCCAAUAUCAUGGCGAUGAAAGGGGCUGUCGCGAACACCGGGAUCUUGUUAGUUACAGCCAACGUUGGAUCCUUGUUCGAUGAUUGCAAUCCUCUCUACUGCAGUAAUAUAUAUUGAGAAGAGUGGAACUAGACGACUCUCUUAGAAAACAAUGGAAGCCAGAAAACCUGCAGAAGAAUUGGCUUCGGGAAUUUUAUCAGAUUGUACAUGCACAUAAACCACAAUUCAUGGCAUUACAUUGUCAAGAGUUUGGAGGGAAAAACUAUGAAGCAUCUAUGUCUCACGUGGACAAGUUUGUUAAAGAAUUGCUAUCUAGUGAUGCAAUGAAAGACUACAACAGGGCCCGGGUUUAUCUGGAUGAAAAUUUCAAGUCACAGGAACACUUUACGGCACUGGGCAGCUUUUACUUUCUACAUGAAUCCUUGAAAAAUAUUUACCAAUUCGACUUUAAAGCUAAGAAAUACAAAAAAGUUACGGGCAAAGAGAUCUAUUCAGAUACAUUAGAAAGUACACCUAUGCUGGAAAAAGAAAAGUUCCCACAGGAUUAUUUCCCUGAGUGCAAGUGGUCCAGGAAAGGAUUCAUACGAACAAGAUGGUGUAUUACUGACUGUGCCUUUGACUUGGUAAACAUUCACCUUUUCCAUGAUGCUUCCAAUUUAGUUGCUUGGGAAACCAGCCCAUCUGUUUACUCAGGAAUAAGGCAUAAGGCCCUUAGUUAUGUACUUGACAGAAUUAUAGAUCAGCGGUUUGAACGAGUUUCAUAUUUUAUCUUUGGUGAUUUCAAUUUUCGAUUGGAUUCAAAAUCAGUGGUAGAGACACUUUGUGCAAAGGCUACAAUGCAGACUAUCCGGGCUGCUGACACUAAUGAAGUAGUCAAACUAAUAUUCCGUGAAUCUGAUAAUGACCGAAAGGUUAUGCUACAGUUAGAAAAGAAACUCUUUGACUAUUUUAAUCAAGAUGUUUUUAGAGAUAACAAUGGCACUGCGCUUUUGGAAUUUGACAAAGAGCUGUCAGUCUUUAAAGACAAAUUAUAUGAACUGGACAUUUCAUUUCCUCCCAGCUAUCCAUAUAGUGAAGAUUGUAGCCAGGGAAUGCAAUAUAUGAACACUAGAUGUCCAGCUUGGUGUGACAGAAUCCUUAUGUCACAUUCUGCCAAAGAACUCAUUUUGAAGUCUGAAAAUGAUGAGCGGCAAGUGGUGUAUGACCACAUAGGACCAAAUGUCUGCAUGGGGGACCACAAGCCUGUGUUCCUGUCCUUUCGAAUACCCGCUGGGGCAGGAAAAAGAUGCCUCCGACACGAGAAGAUAUUUCGGGAAAGUUCAUUAUAGCGAGGAGGAAGAGGAGGAGGAAGGCUUCAAACUCCCACCCAUCGCUUAAAAUCGUGACAGCUCUACCAUCCAUCCAAGUCCUGCGUGCCCUGUUCUUCUUUUAUUAUUACUGUUCUUGUUAUUUUAGGCUGUUUAUGCUCCACUAGCUUAUUUCUGGCGUGGACACAAGUCCCCACCACCCCCAAAAAUCUCUUAUACCUCACUGUCUUGUAUAUUCUCGUGACAUCAAAAGUGGACUUUUUAUUUUUAUAUGGCUAUGCCUAUAUUAUGCUACAGUCUGGUUGCCAAAACAUACCAACAAAAAAAAAAUCCUCACAUUAAUUUUUUUUUUUACAAUGUUUUGCGUCUUGGAUUUCACUGUGAGGUUUGUGUUUUUAGUUGGUCAAUGUGAAAUGAGUGUGUGUAUAUGUAGACACACCUUCAGCAUUAAGACCGUUUUUUUUCAUCACCCUUCCCUAGCUUAAAGCCAGGUUGGGAUUUUAUAUAUUGCCUUGUAUAAAGGUCCUGCUGUGUUGUUGUUGUUUGAUCCUGUGAUAUUUAGGGGUGGGAAAGAGGAUCCAAGAUUGUUUUGUUUUUUUUGUUUUGUUGUCUUUUUUAUAGACUUGUUUUCUCAUGUUAUUUACUAUACUGCCAUGUUCCAUGGUUUCUGAAUCACACAACAGCAGCUGCUUUCUAUACUUGUAUAUAUUUAUAUAUAUAUUGUAUGUAAGUGUGUGUGUGUAUAUAUAUAAAUAUAUACACACAGAGAGAUAUAGAAAUAAUUUAUAAUUACAAACGGCCUGUCUUUCCUGAUACAAAUAGACUUUUCCAGCAAGCCCAAAUAAUAUCACUGUUGCUCGGCAGGAAAUUCUGCCACCGGUUAUUCAACUCGGGAUUAACUUGCAAACCGAGGAAAGGGAGGCAGAGUUCACGAUGGGGAGAGGCUGUCGGACGCUUCACACCCCUUCUGAAACACGUUUCUUUCCGCGUGGAAAGCUACAACUUUCGAGGAGACACGGAGAUCCCACUGGGCGCGCGUGGCGACUCAUCCCGAGUUCCUUGCAAGCCUGCUUCCACUCGCUUCGGAGCAAACCUGCAGCGUGGACACGCGUUUCAGAAGGCGAGUGUGUGAAUCCCCUCCCCCCGUGCGCGCAGACUGUGGUGCCAGUUAACAGCUGCUCGGCCGACGGGCCUUCUCCUCCCGUGGUAGGUGCGACGAGGGCGCUCCACAGCCCAGCGCUACGACCGCACAGCUAAGCAGCAGCUCAGGUGCCCAAGCACGUUCGUGAAGAGGAGACACAAGAAUCGGGGAUGGGGGGGGGAGGAGGGACCAGCCUCUCGCCGGGGAGCACUUGUUGACUCGGACUCGAGGAGGGUCGGGAAAGCUGGAGCUUCAUUGAGAGCUCUCCUCCCCCCCUCCGGAGUACAGCAUUAAAAGGUGAUUAGCGAGUCUGUUGAAGAAACACGCGGGGAGAGUUAUUGAUUUUAUUGAGAACACUACCCAGCUCAGGGAACGGGCGGGAGUCGGAAGAUGCCUUUGGAGAACAAAUCCAGCUUUGCGGUGGGUGGGGUGGGAAGAGGGAGAGGAAAACGAGGGGAGGGAGAGAAAUUCCCAAAGGGAGAGAGAGAGGAAGGAAGGAACGUCUCCUCUGUCCCUGAUCCUACAGGACGCGGAGCCGCCCAAGGCUUGGCGGGGUUUGUGUGUGGCGCGUUCACUGCGAAAUGAUCAUUCUGGUUCUCAAGCAAUAAAAAAAAAAUGAUCAUGAUUAAA